This is a messenger RNA of Lepisosteus oculatus (spotted gar), 3536 nucleotides long. RefSeq names its product cullin 3b (gene cul3b). Gene Ontology annotation, cellular component: Cul3-RING ubiquitin ligase complex. The record is from RefSeq and is a predicted model, not a curated record. Gene Ontology annotation, molecular function: ubiquitin protein ligase binding. Gene Ontology annotation, biological process: protein ubiquitination; ubiquitin-dependent protein catabolic process. NCBI's taxonomy places the organism in Eukaryota, Metazoa, Chordata, Actinopteri, Semionotiformes, Lepisosteidae.
GCGUUCCUCGCCUCACGGUUCACCUUUCCUACGGCAGACACCCGGAGGCGUGAAACUCACGUUAAAGGUUAAUAUGCUGCAUCGACGCAGCGCAUGGCUUUAAUGGUGUGUUUUUGUCUCCCGCAGAUUUUUUUCCCCUCUACCUUUAUCUCGCGCGAGUUUCGGUGUGGGGUAGCCCUGCGCACUGAGAGCUGUUUGUCCGCCAUCACUGUGCAGAAAGAGCCGAGCACUUGGAGUGGCGGCGGCGGCGGAGUGACAAUACCAGCCCAGAAAGAGGGACGUAGACACGCCGGAGAGGUCGAGGGGGCUAAACGGCAUUCCCGUCGGCACAUUUUCCCGCAGCUGCCCACGUAGUCUUUAAUGUAAAUAAAGAAACAGACGCGAUCCAAACAUGUCCAAUCUAAGCAAAGGCGGCACCAAGAAGGACACCAAGAUGAGGAUACGAGCCUUUCCUAUGACGAUGGAUGAAAAAUAUGUUAACAACAUCUGGGACCUUCUGAAGAAUGCCAUUCAGGAGAUACAGCGGAAGAACAACAGUGGGCUCAGCUUUGAGGAACUGUAUAGAAAUGCAUACACUAUGGUGUUACACAAGCACGGAGAGAAGCUAUAUACCGGCCUCAGAGAAGUCGUCACAGAGCAUCUAAUCAAUAAAGUACGGGAAGAUGUCUUAAAUUCAUUAAAUAAUAAUUUUUUGCAAACAUUAAACCAAGCAUGGAACGACCAUCAGACAGCUAUGGUGAUGAUUAGAGACAUCCUGAUGUACAUGGACCGUGUAUAUGUACAACAGAAUAAUGUGGAGAAUGUCUACAACCUGGGGUUAAUUAUUUUUAGAGAUCAGGUUGUACGCUAUGGGUGUAUCAGAGAUCAUCUCCGACAGACGCUUUUAGACAUGAUUGCACGAGAGAGAAAGGGCGAGGUGGUAGACAGGGGAGCUAUACGGAAUGCUUGUCAGAUGCUGAUGAUUCUAGGCCUUGAAGGAAGAUCAGUGUAUGAAGAAGAUUUUGAAGCUCCGUUUUUAGAAAUGUCAGCAGAAUUUUUCCAGAUGGAAAGUCAGAAAUUUUUAGCUGAAAACAGUGCAAGCGUGUACAUUAAAAAAGUAGAGGCUAGAAUUAAUGAAGAAAUCGAACGAGUGAUGCACUGCCUUGACAAAUCAACGGAAGAGCCCAUUGUAAAAGUAGUUGAGAGGGAACUCAUUUCUAAGCACAUGAAGACUAUUGUGGAAAUGGAAAACUCGGGUCUAGUGCAUAUGCUGAAAAAUGGAAAAACAGAAGAUCUGGCCUGUAUGUACAAGCUGUUUAGCCGAGUGCCAAAUGGCUUGAAGACAAUGUGCGAGUGUAUGAGCUCCUACCUUCGGGAACAAGGCAAAGCACUGGUAUCAGAGGAAGGAGAAGGAAAGAACCCUGUGGAUUAUAUCCAGGGUCUUCUGGAUCUGAAGAGCCGGUUUGACCGUUUCCUUCAAGAAUCAUUCAAUAAUGAUCGGCUUUUUAAGCAGACAAUUGCUGGAGACUUUGAGUACUUCUUAAAUCUAAACUCCAGGUCACCAGAAUAUCUCUCCUUAUUUAUUGAUGAUAAAUUGAAAAAAGGAGUAAAAGGACUGACGGAACAGGAAGUGGAGACUAUUCUGGACAAAGCAAUGGUUCUUUUUAGAUUCAUGCAGGAAAAAGACGUGUUUGAACGUUACUACAAACAACACCUGGCGAGAAGACUUCUCACAAACAAGAGUGUUUCUGAUGAUUCGGAAAAGAACAUGAUCUCGAAGCUCAAGACGGAGUGUGGCUGUCAGUUUACAUCCAAACUGGAAGGAAUGUUCAGGGACAUGAGCAUUUCAAACACAACUAUGGAUGAAUUCCGGCAACAUUUACAGUCCACAGGGGUCUCUUUAGGUGGUGUUGACUUGACUGUCAGAGUACUCACAACAGGCUACUGGCCCACGCAGUCUGCCACACCAAAAUGUAACAUCCCCCCAGCGCCAAGACAUGCUUUUGAAGUAUUUAGAAGGUUUUACUUGGCGAAACACAGUGGUCGACAGCUUACACUCCAGCAUCAUAUGGGCUCUGCUGAUUUAAAUGCUACUUUUUAUGGCCCGAUUAAAAAGGAGGAUGGUUCAGAGGUCGGAGUAGGAGGAGCUCAAGUGACAGGAUCUAACACCAGAAAGCACAUACUACAGGUUUCAACAUUUCAGAUGACAAUUUUAAUGCUCUUUAACAACAGAGAAAAAUACACAUUUGAGGAAAUUCAGCAGGAGACGGAUAUCCCUGAGAGAGAACUUGUCAGAGCUCUUCAGUCGCUGGCAUGUGGAAAGCCAACACAGCGGGUCCUUACUAAAGAGCCCAAGUCGAAGGAAAUUGAGAACGGGCAUGUGUUUACAGUCAAUGAUCAGUUUACUUCCAAAUUGCACAGAGUAAAGAUCCAAACAGUUGCAGCCAAACAAGGAGAAUCGGAUCCUGAAAGAAAGGAAACGCGGCAGAAGGUAGACGACGACAGAAAGCAUGAGAUUGAAGCUGCCAUUGUACGCAUCAUGAAAUCCAGAAAGAAGAUGCAGCACAAUGUGCUAGUAGCAGAGGUGACUCAGCAGCUGAGAGCGCGUUUCUUACCAAGUCCAGUUGUCAUUAAAAAACGAAUUGAAGGACUUAUUGAGAGAGAAUAUUUGGCGCGAACACCCGAGGAUCGUAAAGUAUAUACUUAUGUAGCAUAAAGUGCAUUUGAUGAGACACCAUUUUUGGACUAUGUUAUUCGCAUGAACUGGGAAGUUCCUUUUAACUAUAAAUACUGGGACGAUGACUUCUCCUCCAUUUAAAAAAUAAAAAAAAUCCAGUAAGUGUUCUAGAUUGUUUAAAUCAGGCCUUUAUUCCCUGUGAGAAUUUUCAACAUGAAUGGAUCCAGCUUCAGGCUUUUCACCGUUUUACCCUUGUAGAGAUCGACAUUAAAGAAUUCCUUGGGAAAAAUGUGAAUGCACCGCAUUUUGUUUUCAAUACUGUAAAAAAUAAGAAAAUAAUAAAAACUAGCAAACGUGGAUUGCUAUUAACACAAAUAAAAUAAUUGUUGAUUUUUUUUCUCCCCAGUUUUUAAUGUCAAUGUAAAUGUGUUUUCUUAGUGUUUCGUAGCAACUCGCUGGUUGUACAGGUUUGAUGUCAAACAGGAUGAAAUUCUGCUUCAAGGGUUUUACUCCAAAUGAUGAAUAUAUAUAACAAUACUUUUAUUGCUGAUUUGCAAAGAACAAGGGAAUUGCUUUGUAGCAUGCUAUAUUUUAUGAAUCUGAGUAUCUCUUACACUAGCUCUGAGUUUUUGGUGGGGCCUCUUGUGAAAUUUCAGCACAAUAUUGCUUGUUCCUUUUGAUAUUAGGUUCUUCCAAAUGCAAUUCUCAAUGGGUUAGGUUUUUCUGACAUUUUAAAAGGAACCAAAUUAAAACUGUUUUAAUGUGUAUAAAUUGUAAAAUAAUUGUUAUUGUACUCACUGCCGAAGUGGAUUGUACAGGGCCUUGUUUUCAUCGUAUUAAAUGUAGAAAAAGGAAAUUAAAAAAAAGUGGAUUUACUGUU